Messenger RNA from Nothobranchius furzeri (turquoise killifish), 1795 nucleotides. It is a transcript of the gene ncmap, whose product is annotated as non-compact myelin associated protein. The record is from RefSeq and is a predicted model, not a curated record. Gene Ontology annotation, biological process: regulation of myelination. Gene Ontology annotation, molecular function: structural constituent of myelin sheath. NCBI's taxonomy places the organism in Eukaryota, Metazoa, Chordata, Actinopteri, Cyprinodontiformes, Nothobranchiidae. Gene Ontology annotation, cellular component: Schmidt-Lanterman incisure; paranode region of axon; plasma membrane.
UCUGGGCAGGGCAGGCUCAGAGUCUCCUCCUACUCCUCCACCUCCUCAUUCACUUCCUCCUCUCAUUCUCACAGAAACCAAACACAGAAAAAGAGAGGCUUGCCAUUAGAGUCCAUUUAGCUCAUCUUCUGCCUCCUGGAGUUAUCCUUUUCUUUUGUUUUUGGGAGAAGUUUGCACACUCCUGUGCUUCCAUCUGUUUCCCCUGAGCACACCUGCCGGGCCUCCACAGGUGGACUAUGCCCCCCUCAGCCAGCUGAGGGAGGGGGCUUGACACCGCUCCCAUCUGGAGAAGGCAGGAGCUGAUUCCAAACACGAGACUGGUUCUUCCUGAAGAUGUCUUCAUCUGUCCCCAUUCCCACCACAACCACAGCUGCUCCAAACACAACCGCCGUCACUAAGUCCCAAGAACAAAUCCUCAUCCAGAGCUCCGGGGCCAUGAUUGCUCUCAUUGUCAUCGGCAUCAUCAUCAUUCUCACCAUUGUGCUCAUCAUCCUGAAGACGUACAACCGGCGGACACAUACAUCCAGACUCAUGGGGGACAGAACAGGUUCCAAACCUCGUCCACGAGCCUCCCACUCCACUGGGAAUGUCCCUCUGAACAUUUUUGGAGUCAGCUCCAUCUCAGGCAGCGUCACUAACAGCACCCCUGUCUCAGAUAUCACCAUCCAGCUGCCCAGAGUGGAGCUCAGUAGCGUGGAGGGAAACCACAUAGAGCAGUUCAGCACCACCAGUGACUACAGCGAGUCCACGGUGGUCACCAUACACGACGUCCCCUCAGUAGAAAACACAUAACACACAGAGAGACCUGUUUGGUUUGUAAGCUGACAUUGACUGAGGUGUUCCUGACCAUGCUCUGUGCUGCUGACUGAAUCUCGAGGGGAUCUGUGAUGAUGCCAAUCAUCCGGCUCCUGUUGGGCAGGCUGAAAAAAUAUGAACAAAAUGGUAUCAGGCAUGUUUAAAUGUGAAGGAUAACGGUUAAAGAAGAAGUGCUUUUUUUAGUUCAUGUCAGUGUUUAUAGUAAGCAUGCCAUUGCUCUACUUUAAUAAGAUUAAAUAACAUGCAUUAAUGCAUCAGUCUGCUAUGAAAUGUCUCAAAAGUUGUAUUUUUACAUUACUCCCUUGAUUGUGCAUCUUCUGCAGUAGGUCUGUUUCUGUGUCUGCAGAAAAUUGGUCACUGUGUUCAUGCCACCAAGCAGAAAAACACACCAUUUACUUAUAAUAGGUUUACAGAGCAACGUAGACAUAUAAGAGUUAUGAGAGAAGACAGCUUUCAGUGUAGCGUAUUCAUUAAUGACUGACUUGCGUAAUUUAUUUUUAGUUUUGUUUUGUUUAGUUUCAUAAAUCUGGUUUACUUAGUAUAAUUUUGUCUUUGUUUUUAUAUUAUAAUUAGUUUUGAUUGUAAAAAAUGUAUCAGUAUGUGUUUUGUAACUGCAAGAAGUAAAGAUGCAAUGAAGGCAUAAUGUUUAAUAUCUGUCAGCAAAACCCUUUGAUGUGAAUUAUUUUGAUUUGACAGAAGUAUUGCUGCACUUUAUUUUUACUGCUUGUGUUUUAAUUCUUUUGGGGAUCUUUAUUAAAUGAUUGGUACAAAAAUAAAAUGGAAUAUUUUUAACCAGGGCUCAUGCUUUUGUUUUCAUCAGUAUUCAAAUGAGAUCAGUAUGUAGAAAACAAGCAUCGUUUUAAAAUUUUUACUGGUCCAAAAAAUGAAAUUAAACAGGAUCAAUACAUAUUAUAAUGCAAGAGGCUAAGCUUAUAUAUUGAUAUUUACACAGAAAACAACUAGUUAACAGUGAUUGAGA